Messenger RNA from Exophiala dermatitidis NIH/UT8656, 577 nucleotides. RefSeq lists its product as uncharacterized. The transcript has a single exon. The coding region runs from base 116 to 451 and encodes 111 amino acids. The record is from RefSeq and is a predicted model, not a curated record. Gene Ontology annotation, molecular function: metal ion binding. Lineage: Eukaryota; Fungi; Ascomycota; Eurotiomycetes; Chaetothyriales; Herpotrichiellaceae.
UUUGGGUUUGGGUUCACCACUUGGCCCGCCGCCAUUAUGACCCCCACCUCCACCUGGCCGCGGAUGCUGUAUAUACGGGCUGCCCUCCAUCUUGGUGUCGGCAAUUGGAAAUGCGAUGUCAUCAUCGUGCGCGUUGAUAUCGAGCCUUGGUCCUGGUCUCGGACCCGGUCUCGGGUUUCUUGGUCCGGUGGGUGCAUUGGGCGGAGGAUCUGGUUCACUUGCACUUCCGCUGACCUGGAGGAAUUCUGCCGAUAGGUUUGUGACAGUGGUGGGACAAGACGCCAUGGCGACUGUGGUCGACAUGGUCAGAGAUUGGAAUUGUCCCUAUUGUGGGGAAGAUCAAAGUCGAUGUUUGAGUGUGUUGCUUUCUGUGGAUGAUGUCUUGUCUGUCGAUAUAAGUAAGAUACGAGAUGGUUAUGUCUGGGUAUUGGCCGGUGUGGAAGGAGUCUGAUAUGAUAGUAUCGUGGUAGCUGGUUGUUUUCACGGGGAUAUCGAGGGAAGAUAUAGUCCCUUGAACGACUGAAAUUGCAAUAUUUAUAAGUAUGUUCCCAGUCGGUCGUUUGCUCGUCACUACGUC